Cryphonectria parasitica EP155 is the source of this 4332-nucleotide messenger RNA. RefSeq lists its product as uncharacterized. The record is from RefSeq and is a predicted model, not a curated record. The coding region runs from base 1 to 3945 and encodes 1314 amino acids. The transcript has 4 exons. Gene Ontology annotation, biological process: protein sumoylation. Gene Ontology annotation, molecular function: SUMO ligase activity. Lineage: Eukaryota; Fungi; Ascomycota; Sordariomycetes; Diaporthales; Cryphonectriaceae.
AUGCCCAGUCCGCUGAUGGGAGCGGAUGCUGCCUUCUCAUCCCAGGUCGCCCAUGCCAACUCGACGUUGAACAAGUUCAUGCCAGGCAGGCAAAAGGCAUGGAUGACAAGCACCACGCCUGCUCAGUCCAGCUCUGCUUGCAUGCCUCCACAGUCGCCUUCGCAGCCAUCCCCGAAGCGGCCUCGAGCUCAGGGACCACGAAAUGUCCGUGUACCUCACCCACAGGUUCAAGACAACGUCAGGGUGGCAGGGCCUCAGCAGCCGGCGGGGCAGAAGGAUGGGCCUCCGGCACAUGAGCUUGCAGAGACAGUCCUGAAUGUCCUCCCCUCGCCCGCUCCCAGCGACGAGCCAAGUCCACUUGGACCAAACACCAAGGAUAGCUCGAACCCGGCCUCUGUGCCACGGCCGGCUGGUCCACCAGAACGAAGAGAUACGGUGCCCGCCACGGCUGCCGCAGACGCCACAGCCUCAGAUGCCUUGCUGCUAGCCAGCCCGCACGCAAGGGCGCCAGCUGUGGAGGAUGCUGCCGCAGCGCCACUUUCCACCGGCCGGCAGGUUAACGUCGGACCUGAUGAUGGUCAAGCCGCCUCCUUCUGGCCGCCGCAGAAUAACCGGGCAGUUCCACCAAACGAACCGGGCGCCUUGCCUCCGAGCACAGGCAGGACAGAAGAAGGUCCGCGCAUGCAGGCGCGGACGAACUCGGCGGGAGACGGGGAGCCUCCGGGCAAGAGGAGGUGUAUUGGGCCUAAUGACAACAGCUUCGAUGUGGACCAACAUGCAUUCAUCCAGGUUAUCCAGUACCUCGAUAAGAUGCUCGUUGCACCGGGACCUGAGGUGUAUUUACCUAAAGACUGCGAGGAACCACGAAUCAAGCUCCUGAGGGAUGCCUGUAUCCACCGAGACAUCUUCUACGUCAAUCUACACUCGUUAAUUUGCAAGUGGGCCCUUGGCUCUGCUUCGCUCCCGCCCUGCCCUCCUCGAGACCACGACGAAAUCUUUAAUGGCUUCGUGUACCUCGGACUUCUCCUUAAGCAGGAGAGCGCUGAGCUUAGUGAAGGCACACUGAGGUGGGCGGCGCACUUUCCCCCCGACCAAUUAUACACUGUCAGUCCCCAGACCGUUGAGAAGGUGACAGCUUUCUUCGCAGGUUUUGUCCGUCAUUGGAUCACUCUCCUCGGGGAAGUCCGCCAGCGCGGCUACCCUUGCCUGGUGGACGAAUUGAUGGUCAGAAUCAAGUGUGAGUCCCGUGUCAUGCAGAAGCUCCUCUUCACGAUGUGCAGACGGAAACUCGACAUCAGAGACGGUGACCCUGCUCGGAAGGUUGAGGAUAUUUUCGCCGAAGAUCUGAGGAGUCACUGUGAUGAACGCGGCGUACUGCGUGCUCUGGACCUUCCCAACAUCGCUGGCGGUGUAGAUCUCGCGAGCCGGAACGCAAAGCUCAUCCAGAAAUACCGAGAUGCGAUGGCAGAGAUCCAAGCCGCGGAGCCACGUACUGUAGGGAAUCAGAGCCAGCAAGUGUGGCACCGGACGGUCAUGGGGCCGCAGAGGUCGCUGCUGGAGGAGGCUCAGCGACACCAGGCCGAGGUGGGGCAAUAUGUGCAGCAGCAGGCUCACCAGCAACCUGUCUCCCAACAGCAGCAACUACAGCAUCAAUUUCCGUACCAGCACCCAGAGCACCAACACCCGAAUCCUCAGCAACAGAACCCGCCGUCUCAGCACCAGAACUCGCAGCAACAGAACUUACAGCCUCAUCCGCAGCUGCGGCAGGCUCCAAUGAACCAGGACCAGCAGAUGCAACAGCCUGGAUGCAACAAAAUCAGCUGUACGAAGCUCAAAUACGCCCAGCUCAAAUACGCCCAGCUCAAAUACGCCCAGCUCAAAUACGCCAAGCUCAAAUACGCCCAGCUCAAAUGCAACAAGCUCAAAUGCAACAAGCUCAAAUGCAGAGAGCUCAGCAAGUUGUGCAGCAACAAACCAACAACGCCUGGCACUGAGCAACAACAGCUGCCCCCUUUACAGGCAGCGAAUGGCGGCGCGACCUUCGGCACCCAUCCUCAGCACAUGCCCCCUCCUGCACCACAGUGGUCGCCGGCUCAUUUGCAGAACGCGAUGUCGGGCCAAAAUAGAAGGACAACUUCGGAUCCACAAAAUGUACCAACUACGGUUUCAUACUCAGCGCGUCCAUCACCCUUUGAAGCAUAUUCUGACACAUCAAGUCCGUUCGUGUCCCAGAUGUCAUAUGGCUCGCCGACGGGUAGCGUGCCGACGGUGCCGUCGCAUUCCAGUCAAGGGCCUCAGCAUUCUUUCCUUCCAAGCAAUCUCCCAAAUGCUGGGCCUGCGCUGCAAGGACCUGCUAUGCAAGGGCCUAUGGUGCAAGCCGCGGCGAGUCCACAGCAAUCCCCUUUGGCCAUAUUCUCUCCCCAGCAGGGCCAGCUCAACGCUCCUCAGCAGGUGCAAGAUGGAAAUCAGCACCGCAUAUGGCAGUCCGUUCCUCAUUCUGCGCAAUAUCAAGCACAAUGGGCCGCGGGGCAGGGUCCAGUGAUGAUUCCGAGCCCUCGGACACCCGCCAUGCCAAACGUUGGCCCGAUGCGACAUGCCAAUGGCUUCGUUCCCGCUCUCGCUGGCAAUAUGCAGCAGCCAUACUUGCGCCCAUCGACACCGCAUAACGCUUCAGCGGUGGCCAUGAAUGGUGCACCCCGCCCAGUGUCACGUCUCGUUCCGCCUCGGGGCCAGGUCUUCGACCGACGCGAUUACCCCCAUACGUCUGAGUCAAGGAGGUCGGUUCUCAUGUCACUUCACCAAGCCCAGGCGCGGAGCCCCGACCGGACGAGAUGUAUCGCACAGCCGGACGAAAGAUACUAUCAAUACGUUGAAUCCUUUGCACUAGCUCCAUUCCGUCUAACAUAUCAUCACGAGUUGCAGCUUGAGAUUAGCCCGGAACAAGCGUCACGAGCCUGCAGGCAGAAAGCAGCACCGGGCUGUGGCGGACACCAAAUGCUGAUGAAUGUCUGCGAAUACUCGGACGGCUCGUUGCGCUUCCGCGCUCGUUGCUGCAGACUGCAGUCGGACGGACCAGUCCAGGAGUCAGACUGGGUCCUCAAGGAGGCCCUGUGGCCUGAGCAUAUUUUCCUCGAGUUCAAUGGCCAUCAGCUUCCCAUCAGGAGGAGCACUCACAACGGCAAAGACUUGGCCGUGGAGCUGACGAACUACGUGCUGCCUGGCAAGAAUAGCUUGAAAGCGACGGUACCGCACGCAGGUCCCAGUGCCGCUGACAAGAGGGGUAAUAACUUUUAUCUGGCGGUGGAAAUCAUUGAGACUGUCAGCCAUUCGCGGGUACUGAAGCAAAUAGAAGACACCCACAGGCCAGAUCUCCAGAAGACUCUGGAGAAAAUCCGGUCCAGGGUUACGGCUGCACCGGACAAGGAUGGCAUCGCGGUGAUUGACCGAACUGGAGACAACGCACGUGAGCUGUCCAUUGACCUGACAGAUCCGUUCAGUUCCACCAUCUUCCACAUCCCAGCCCGCAGCGUUGCGUGCACCCACAUGGAGUGCUUUGAUCUCGAGACAUGGCUGAACACGCGACCCGCGAAACAGCGGAUCAAGUGCAGCCACCAGGGCGGCUGCACAUGCCCCAAGCGCUUGGAACCUUCGGAGCCUGAUAAGUGGAAGUGUCCUAUAUGUUUCCUAGAUGCGAGACCAGGAAGCCUGUACAUUGACAGCUUCCUGGACAAGGUACGCCAACAGCUGGAGGAACAGAAAAAGCUGGACACCAAGUCUAUCUUGGUUGCGGCAGAUGGAAGCUGGCGCCCGGCAGACAAGCCUAAAGACGACGAUAGUGGCGACAGUCCUGCUGGAAGACCACGAAGCAUGUCCAUGGGUACUGCAGAGCCUACGCAGACUGUGCUCACUGAACGAGGCCCCGUGGAGAUUAUCGAGAUUGACUAGUGGAAUGCUUUUACGGGCGUGGCCAGGAAAAGGAAGAAGAGGGGGGGGGGGGUCAGAGAAGUAUCUGAGACUGCUUUUUAGAUCUGGCUCGGGCUACGUGACCCAGAAGGGAUAUUCAGGGACGGGCGAAGGAAUUGCAAAGGGACUCUCUUCGUGACUGAUUUGCCGGUCACUGCUUUCAAACGUGGAGUUCGCGGGUCAAAUAGCGCUGGCUCUUGUUUUCUUUUUUCGGGGCUUAUUCUUCUCUGGCUUCUUUCUCUUUUACCUUUCUUGGUCUCCCCAUCCGUUAAUCUUUUUAUUUUUUUCUUUCUUGGAAAAACAAGUUGUCUUUACAGAUCGAUGCAGGCAGUACGGGAGAACAAGACAUGGACAGAGAUAGUAGGAAGG